Salvia miltiorrhiza (redroot sage) is the source of this 3219-nucleotide messenger RNA. Its product is annotated as SCY1-like protein 2 A. Gene Ontology annotation, biological process: protein phosphorylation. The transcript is spliced from 14 exons. Gene Ontology annotation, molecular function: protein kinase activity; ATP binding. Lineage: Eukaryota; Viridiplantae; Streptophyta; Magnoliopsida; Lamiales; Lamiaceae. The record is from RefSeq and is a predicted model, not a curated record. The coding region runs from base 172 to 2901 and encodes 909 amino acids.
AAUCAAAUACACAAGUCUUCUUCUUCCCUCAACAGCCAGAGAGAGAGAGAGAGAGGGUGAGAUCUGAGCUCCGAUCAUCUCAAAAAUCCAAUCCUUCUCUCCAACACCGCCACAGCCACCGACAAUUUUGAUCCCCGAAAUACCCUCGUAAAAACCCCUAAUUAUCCAGCCAUGUCCCUCAAUAUGAAAACCUUAACGCAGGCCUUCGCGAAGGCGUCGGCCGUCAUCGAGAAGACCGUGCAAACCACAGUGCAGGAAGUGACCGGCCUGCCCAGGGCGAUGCAGGACUACGACCUCCUCGAUCAGAUCGGCUCGGCGGGGCCGGGCCUCGCUUGGAAAUUGUACUCCGCCAAGUCACGAGACGGCCACGCGCCGGCCGUAUACCCUACCGUCUGCGUUUGGGUGCUGGACAAGAAGGCGCUCUCGGAGGCUCGGCAGCGGGCCGGCCUGUCCAAGGCCGCGGAGGAUUCGUUUCUGGAUGUGAUUCGAGCUGAUGCGGCCCGCCUCGUGAGGCUGAGGCACCCUGGGGUAGUACACGUGGUCCAUGCGUUGGAUGAGAGUAAGAAUACGAUGGCCAUGGUCACCGAGCCGCUGUUUGCAUCGGCCGCCAAUGCGCUGGGGAAUGUGGAGAACAUCGCCACGGUUCCCAAGGAGCUAAAGGGGAUGGAAAUGGGAAUAUUGGAGAUUAAGCAUGGUCUGCUCCAGAUUGCAGAGACAUUGGAUUUUCUUCAUAAUAAUGCACGUCUUAUCCACCGGGCUAUAUCUCCUGAGACUAUCCUUAUUACGUCUAAUGGAGCUUGGAAACUUGGUGGUUUUGGUUUUGCCAUUUCAGCUGAUCAGUCUUCCAAUGAUUCUGCAAGCGUGCAACCAUUCCAUUAUGCUGAAUACGAUGUAGAAGAUUCUAUACUGCCCUUGCAGCCAUCAAUAAACUACACUGCUCCCGAACUGGUACGGAGUAAAACAGCUUCGGUUGGGUCCGCUGCUGAUAUUUUCAGUUUUGCGUGCCUUGCUUACCACUUGAUAGCUCAGAAGCCUUUAUUUGAUUGUAACAACAAUGUGAAGAUGUAUAUGAAUAGUUUAACAUACCUAACAAAUGAGGCAUUUUCAAAAAUUCCAAGGGAGCUAGUUCCAGAUUUGCAGAGAAUGCUCUCAACAAAUGAGGCUUCUAGGCCAACUGCAUUGGAUUUCACAGGUUCAUCUUUUUUUCGUGAGGAUACUAGGUUGCGUGCUCUUCGCUUUCUGGACCACUUGCUUGAGAGAGAUAACAUGCAGAAAACUGAAUUUCUUAAAGCUUUAUCAGAUAUGUGGAAAGACUUCGAUCCCCGUGUUUUGCGGUACAAGGUUCUCCCCCCACUUUGUGCAGAACUCCGAAAUUUGGUGAUGCAACCUAUGAUUCUGCCUAUGGUUCUGACGAUAGCAGAGUCACAGGACAAAAAUGAUUUUGAGCAUUCAACUCUACCAGCUCUUGUACCUGUCUUUAGUGCUGCUGCUGGUGAGACAUUGUUGCUGCUUGUCAAGCAUGCUGAGCUUAUUAUCCACAAGGCUACUCAGGAGCACCUUAUUUCUCAUAUUCUUCCAAUGCUUGUUCGAGCUUAUGAUGAUACGGAUGCUCGCUUGCAAGAGGAAGUUCUGAAAAAGACCGUUUCACUUGCAAAACAACUUGAUGUUCAGCUUGUGACGAAAGCUAUCCUACCUCGUGUUCAUGGUUUGGCCCUCAGAACAACUGUUGCUGCGGUGAGAGUGAACGCCCUCUUAUGUUUAAGUGACAUGGUUCAGAUACUAGAUAAGAAUGCUGUUUUAGAAAUCUUGCAAACUAUUCAACGAUGUACAGCUGUUGAUCAUUCUGCUCCAACGCUUAUGUGUACCCUUGGGGUUGCAAAUGCAGUUUUGAAGCAGUAUGGAGUUGAAUUCGCAGCAGUGCAUGUUCUUCCACUACUAAUACCUCUUCUCACUACCCAACAAUUGAAUGUACAGCAGUUUGCUAAGUAUAUGCUUUUCAUCAAGGAUGUAUUAAGGAAAAUAGAAGAAAAGCGAGGAGUAACCUUAACACAAUCUGGACAGCCGGAACCAAAACCAUCACCUACAGUUGAAGGACUCCUAUCAGGACAAAUGAAUAAACCUGUCUCCAGCGCUCCAUCUAAUACAAAGCGCAGUUCAGCAUGGGAUGAAGACUGGAUACCUAAUAGGGGAGCUGCAACUGCCUCGCAGUCGUCAUCUGCAACAUCAGCCGCUCAGCCUGCAGUACCGAAUCAGCCUGCUCAAACCAGCUUGAAAUCAUCUGCUCCCUCUACUCAGCAACCGCCUUCUUCAUGCCCUGCAGUUGAUGUUGAAUGGCCUCCCAAAAAUUCAUCAAAUGUUGCAGCUCAAUUUGGUGGCUUAGACAUUCUAAAUGGAAACAAAAGCACCUCAGAUGCAAGUUUGGAUGAUAUAGAUCCCUUUGCUAACUGGCCACCGCGCCCUAGUGGCACCACAAAUAAUUCCGGCUCCAUGAACAAUGGCUCCACUCCAUCAUCAGUGAACAAAUAUGGGUUCAACAGCAGCUCGACAUCUGCCAAUGGUUCGAACUCUCAAUCUUCAUCUUGGGCAUUCAGCAUGCAGAACCAGAAUCCAGGAAUCAGUUCAUCAGCAAGUACUGGAAGUAGCAAUGGUGGACACAGUUCACAAUACCCUCUUGGGCAGUUGAAGCAAAACCACGGAGUUUCAGCACCUAUUGGUUCUUCCAAUCAGAAGGCAGCAAAUUUGGAUUCAAUAUUUGCUUCUAACAAGAAUGAGCAUACUGCACUAAGGCUCGCUCCACCUCCUGCAACUGCUGUUGGUAGAGGGCGAGGUAGGGGAAAUCGAGGGCAAACUGGCCAAACAAAAUCUCGAACCGAGCAGCCCCCUCUACUGGACCUGCUGUGAUCUCUACAUACAACUACGCCUGCUAUGUCUGUAUAGUCUGUGCUCGAGGUUCAGAUCAUUUGUCAUUGUCCGCUGCGGGUUGAAGAGUUCACUUUUUUCAGUGCUUGAAGUGUAUUUUCCUCGAAAUGGUGAGGUUUUGUUGUUCUAUAGCAUGUAACUGAGUUUGUAGCAUAGUGUGGUAUAGACUCUUUUCUAGAAAGUUUCUUUCUUUUUCCCAUGGGGGGUUGAAUGAAAUAUCUUGUUGAUAAUUCUUUUUAUUCUUAGAAACGGGCAACUCCCAUUGAUGGGGACUAUAAAUAAUAAAUUUUGGUUAUUUUA